ACAAACUUCAAACUUUUCCAGCUCUGAACGAGGACUGUAACUGUCAGACCUAUCAACCAGAAAGCUGAAAGUUGGAUUUCUGUAAUUUUGCUCAUUUUUUGUCCUUUUUUUCCCACCAACUUUUCAAGGGACUUUUGUUUUAAUUCAGCGCCUGGCUGUGUUUUAUUGCUACUGAGCACCAUGUCUUUUGGAGCGCUUACUUCUCCAGGAAAAAGUUCUUUGAAUGGGAGUGGGUUUUUUGACAUUGGUUCAACAGAAGAUCAGGAACCUCCACCUCCACUCCGUAGCUACCUUUGUUUGACUAUUUUCACCUGUUUUUGUCCUGCAUACCCCGUCAAUAUUGUGGCCCUAGUCUUUUCUGUCAUGGUGAGUAUGUAGCUUGGCUGAAGCGUUUCCUUAAUAUAAGUUAGUAUGUAUGAUAUGUGUAAGUACUUUUGUUUAUCAUGAGAGAAAUGUGUGUCAGAGAUUUGAGAUGAGCUCUGUCCUCGGGUUCAAAUUUGUCAGAGUUAAAGACAUGCUGUAUGUUGUGAGUGUGUUGGACUCUGAAGAUACAAGUGAGUCACAAACAGCUGUGCUGCCUGUCAAAUGAAUGAACCUGAUCCUGAUUUUGAAAAAUGAACCUAGUCAUCCAUGUUGAAAACUGUUGAUGUUAACAUUCAGUCGGUGGCCUGACUUUUAGUGCACUGUCCUCUGUUUUGACUCUAAUCACUCAUCAGGCUUUCUAAAUGUUGUUCUUGCCAGUUUUCGAAGAAGUGUAAGUGCACUCACUUCCUCGACUUGCAUACAAAGACGUACCCAUUUCAACAACAGCUGUGGAUUUUUAUGUUUUUGGCAGGAUAAAUCACAAGGCUAUUAUUUUAUGACAGACAGAUGAAGCUCUCUUUAGCUCUCCUUGACUGCCAAGAGUGCAACUACACUAGUAAACAUUAGCCUAGAAAUACAGUCCAUUUAUAGUAACAAGAAAACUGUACCAACCGCAACACAGAGCCAAGAUAAAGCAAUCACGUUCACGUAGAUCAUGUCUCUGCUUGGACUGAUGCCUAGGAAAUAACAGGAAGGUGUCUGCAGGUUGCAUAAUGGUCACCAGUGUCAUAAAAAAAACUGCAGUUUCAAUGACGUCCACCUCUUAAAGAGUAAAACUAAACUUCUGGUAAGAAAGCUUUAAACUUCUCUGUAAUUAUCUACCAAUCAUAAAGAUUGUUGGUGUUUUCGUCAAAUAAAGCUCAGUAUGUUUGUGGUGGUUUUCAAAGUAAAAGCCUUGAAUAUAUUGACUGGAUUUUAUGUGUAACAGUGAUUUCUCAUUUUCAGUCGAGGUACAGCUAUUAUUCUGGUGACUACGACGGCUCAAAACGACUGGGCAGGAAUGCUAUGUACGUUGCUGUCGCCUCCAUCAUCAUUGGUCUUCUUGUCAUCGCCAUCUCCUGCAUCGUCCAUUUUACUGCCGUAAGACACACACCUUAGGCAGCACUCAGUAAACUUUAAGUCCACAAACAUAGGGUAGAAGACAGAAAUUAAAGUUUUUAUGUGUCUGCAAGCAUUCACAUACCUAAUGGUGUUGUUUUUAUUGUCUUUUGAAUAUAAUACAGCUCUACAUUUACUGAGAUGUAUUAUACUAUACUGUAUAUUUACUGUAUAACCAUAAUCAACUUAAAAGUGCAAGUAAAAUUACGUAUCUCUGAUUAAGAUAAUGUAGAAAGUCUUAGAAAGCAGAGGGUCAACAGUUGAGUUGCUCAGUCCAAAAUGACUUUGACAUUGUUGCUGUGGCUAACAGAUGCUAAAUAGCGAAUAUGGCAGUGUAUGUUGAGCUAGCUAACUGAUCUUCGCUACCCGAUCUGUCCUGGAAACCUGAUUUGUACUGCGUACAUGCGAAAUGUAUGUCACUUCCUCUACUUGCCAUCUUUAUGACAGCUCAGCAAUUCUUUUCCCCUUGCAGUUUGCGACAGCUUCAAAACUUGUUUGACGGCUUCAGCAUCAGCGAGCUCGCUACAGUCAGAAUGGACUUUUCUUCCCCGACUGCUUCCUCUGACUAAAGCAGAGCACCAAAAAGUCAAGGGAAUGGCACCCAGUUUUAUGAUUAAAGGUUCCUAAAUUGUAAAAUUGCAGCGUAGUUAUAAAAGGCUUGAAUGAAUGUGAAUGUUUCACUGUGGAAAUUAUACGCUGUAUAAAAACGCUGAAAUUCAUUGGCCAUACUGUGUAUGCUUCUAGCUCAUAAAUUUUAUUUUUCAAAUAAAUGAAAAGUCAGAAAACCAAGAAUUUGACCGGGUGGUGGCGCUCUCUGUGGCCCGGGGAUGGUGCACCAUAGGUGGCCACACACCUCCAGAGCAUCCCCUUUAUACUGUGAAACGUCAGAGAACCAUAAUUUUUGCUGGGUGGUGGCGCUCUCCCUGGCCCAAAAGGUCUCAGUGCUGGGCAGGAGCUCUGGCGAAUGCCUCGGCAUUAGCUCUGGAGCCUCCUGCUAGCUAGCCUGUCACACUGCCAGCUGGUUUCUGAAAUCGAUCGGUAGUUUAAAUGAAGUUUUUAGGGUGAAGUAAAUUUGCACUUGCGCAGUACGGAUCAGGUAGGUAGCGACUCACUGCUGUAAAAUACAUUGAAAUGCCAUGAGAGGAAGUGACGCACAUUUCGCAGUACUCAUCGGGUUUCCAGGGACGGAUUGGGUAGUGACAUGAUCUAAGGGGCUGUGUUCUCCCUGAUGCUGAAAACACUGAACAGGAAAUGACACACCAAAAUAGCCCUCAGUGGACACAGGCCCUUAAAGAUGCUCUGUAAGACAGCAGUUUGUUUACAAUGCCUGCAUUUGUGUUAUAGAUGGAUUUUUGAUGCUUUGGACUUUGAUGGGAAAGAGAGAAGAAAAAAGACAAAAAGACACUUGAACAGAGAGCUGUGGACGACAAUGUUUGGACGGGCUUAAAUGAUUCGUUUACCAUCUGAAGACUGGAUAUGCUUUGACCCCAGUCUGUACAUCACUUCCUCUUAUGUGGUCUCUUCUUCAAACAGAUGAUUAAGGACUAUAAAAAUGUAAGAAUGAGGCAGCUUUCUACAAAUGUGUGGGGAAUUCAUGGUUUACAGAAAGACUUUGUGAUGUCGAUGUAAUAUAAGAUGCUUUUUCAGUGUUUAAUCAAAAAUUUGAAGACUUUAAAGUCUGAGUAGUGUGAACAAAUUACUGUACAUAAAAAAACAAGAAUUGUUCAGUUCUGUUGGUGUUACAUUAGUUAUAUUAAAAACUAAAUGAUGUGUUUGUCAUAAAAUAACAUUAUGUGUACGGUAUGUUUUUCUUCCCCUGUCAAGUGCCUUUGGCAGCUCUCAUCUGAAGGACAUAGAAAAAUAACUGAUAAUGUAACCAGGGUGACUCAGUCAUUUUGGUGAUUGGAUGAAUGAGAUAUUUGUCUAAAUGCUGUAUGGAAAAUGAUCCAAUAAUUAAGGAGACUAUUUCAUGUUUUAAAUUGCUUCAGUUUAACCCUAAACCAAAUCUUGUCUUCUAAACCCCCAAUCUGCUCUCUUGACAUGCCGCUUAACCGUCAUACUAUUCAUGUAUUUCAGAAUAGCUAGUUUUUGAGGCCCUGACUCAAUUUCACUGUGUUAAAAUGAGGAUAUAAAGCACUUUUAUUAGAAUUAUUUGGCAAUAUUGUCUCAGGCCUUCUCCAGAUAUAUCUCUAUAUUUAUUUUUUUACACACGAUGGCUGAGAUACUUUUCUGAACCUUAAGCUAAAACCCACCUUGCUGGGAAAUGUUCUUGUAGUUUGAUAUGUCACAGUAUACAACUGACUAAAUAUAGACGAUGUCCCUGACGUGUUGAAGACUGGCAUGUCAUGAUCGGGCAGUACUGACCCUGCUGUGAGGUAGCCGAAACAUAGUCCGAGUGUCAUAAGAGAGGAAACACAGAUAUGAGUCAGAUUCAUCCUGAACUUCAUCUCAGGCUGUUUUGAUGACCACGAUUUUCACGGUUUGUAAAUUACAGACAGAUCUAAGAAUGCAGGGCUUGAGUUGGUGGAUUUGGUUAAACCAAUCCUCUGAGUGCAGGUGUAUGAGAAACCAGUGCCUCUGAUGUAACAAGGCUGUUGUCAAAUAAUUUCUGCAGUUAUUCUGUUGCACUUUGACAAAUGAGUUUUGGCAGUAAUCUUGUACAAUUACCUCCCAUUACUUGAAAGAGAAAAGCAGUGUGUUUGUAGUGCCACCUCUUUGAUGUCACACCAGAGCAAAACUGAAGAGAACAAGAUGAAAAACCCCAAUGAGGGCAGGGAUUAGGUGACUUGAAAGCACCUAAGAUUAUGUAGGGAUCAGGGUGCAUUUGUGAAGGAAAAAUGAUGACCUUGCUAUGUAAUGGGGCUCUUUUGUGUAAAAAAAAAAAAGAAAGAAAAACAGGCAUAAUUUAUGAAAAGUUACAUUAGAUUUUUUUCAACGUUGUGUUAAAAGGAGAUGCAAAUAUUCAUCUUUGUGAGAAAACAGCUUUUUUUGUAAUAAAUAAUUUUCUUUACAGAUCACAUUCACAGAAAGGCUUCACCUGUAGCUGCUCUGUUGUGCCGCCUCACUGUUGCAAUACAUUUCAAGAGCACUUCAUGACUCACAUGAAGUGCUUAAAAAAGGCCACUCUGUUCCCAUUAGCAGUAGAUACAGCAGCCAUGUGUAUGUAUCCUGUGACACAUUCCUUCCAGCGAGCAACAGUUUGUUCCCGUUUGAAUAAAUGAAAGAGGAGAACUGUGGGAAAGACGAAGAGCUGGCAGUGAAACACAAAAACACAUUCAGGUACCUGAUAGCUGUAAAAGUAUGAAACCCAAAAGUCCCCAUGGGUUUACAUGCUGACAAAAUGUCUUCUAAAGUAUUUCAUGAUGCUGAUUUUGUGUUUUUUAAACAUAUAUUUUAUCUUGUUUUGGAUAACACAUUGCCUGGAGUUCUUCCUUUGACACAUAUAGAUAACAGACUGACUGUACAAAAAACACAUAUUACACACAAUAUUUCCACUUAUUGCUUUGGUAAAGGUGUAAACAGAUCAAUAUGAUGUGAACAUAAUUUACCAGAUCAAUCUAAACACUCCCCUUAAGCCCAGGUUUUGGUCUCCACCGCUGCCUGUGAUGAAUACAUGGCUCUGUAGUUACUAAAUAUUCGGCUUUACAAUCACACAGCUGCUUCCUGUUUUGUUUGUUAUUGUCUACCUGUCAUCGACUUAAUGCGAUCCUCACAUUGGUUUACACAUGCAAAUUACACAAUGUUCAGACAAAGUGAGGCCGUGAUAGGGUAGAAAUGAUGUGUUCCUAAGAUCAAAUUAUACACUUCUGAAUAUCUUUGAUUGUUUAACUUGUUAGAAUCAAGUAAAAAGAGUGCCACUGCUCUGUAAUGCUGAAUUCAUCACACUUGACAACUGGUGCGCCUUCUCCUCUGUCUUGUUCGGAUGUUAAAUCACACUUUAUAACUGCUCCUCCUGGUAAAGUCACAGUCUUUAUUUAGAUUUUAUUGCAUCAUCAUGUGUGACGUGUAAUAAAUGCUCUUUUGUAACCUAGUACAAUUUGUUCCCUGUAUGACAGGAAUAAAACACUGGUGUGGUACACAAA
Xyrichtys novacula (pearly razorfish) is the source of this 5543-nucleotide messenger RNA. The record is from the annotation of a GenBank genome assembly. NCBI's taxonomy places the organism in Eukaryota, Metazoa, Chordata, Actinopteri, Labriformes, Labridae.